GCACCGAAAGCCUAGAAGGCGGUACCAGCUGCGGCAGCCGCCUUUCGAACCAGGACAGAGCACGAGGGAUUUUCUCUCUGGAAGGUGGUGGUGGACACGAGGCGUUCGCUGGAAGAUGAUGGCAAUUGUGAAGGCCGAGCCGGCGAUGGCGGCGGAGGGCAGCGGGCGGAGGGACGCGGAGGCGGACCUCAACCUGCCGCCGGGGUUCCGGUUCCACCCCACGGACGAGGAGCUCGUCGUGCACUACCUCUGCCGGAAGGUGGCCGGCCAGCCGCAGCCCGUCUCCAUCAUCGCCGAGGUCGACCUCUACAAGUUCGAUCCAUGGGAUCUGCCUGAGAGGGCGCUGUUCGGGAACCGGGAGUGGUACUUCUUCACGCCGCGGGACCGCAAGUACCCCAACGGCUCGCGCCCCAACCGCUCCGCGGGCACCGGCUACUGGAAGGCCACGGGCGCCGACAAGCCCGUGCCGUCCAGGGACAGCGGCGGCAGGACGGUCGGCAUCAAGAAGGCGCUCGUCUUCUACGCCGGGAGGGCGCCCAGGGGGGUCAAGACGGACUGGAUCAUGCACGAGUACCGCAUCGCCGAGGCAGACCGCGCGCCAGGCAAGAAGGGAUCACUCAAGCUGGACGAGUGGGUGCUGUGCCGCCUCUACAACAAGAAGAACAACUGGGACAAGGUGAAGGUGGAGCAGGACAUGCCCGCCGUGGCGGCGCCGCACCACCACAGACAGAACGGGGAGGUCAUGAACCCACUGGUGGCCACCCAAGCCUUAUCAGACAGCUUCCAGACGCACGAUUCCUCGGACAUCGACAGCGCCACCGCCCUGCCGCAGCAGCACGGCUUCAGCAGGGACAUGGCGUCGCAGGGGCAGGCCAUGGUGACGGUCAAGGAGGACAACGAGUGGCUCACGAGCCUCAGCAUGGACGACCUGCAGUCCUGCUACCCAAGCCAGUUCGGGCAGAUGGUGAAUCAGGCGGCCGCGCCUUGGCAGGACGUCGGCAGCAGCGGCUACCUGCAGUCGAUGACUUCGCCGCAGAUGAGGAUGUGGCAGACGGUCAUGCCACCCUUCUGAUGAGAUGGAACAAGAGGAAGAGCAGAGACAUCCUGUAAAUAAGAAGAGGGGGGAUAGAUAAUUACUUAAAUGAUGAACUAUAAGGAGAGAUUAAGUUAAGGAUUAGAAAUUUGGCGAAGCAUGAUUCUGCAACCUGUGGUGGUAGGUCUGUAGUAUGUAUUCUUUGGUUUUGAUCUAGGCAUUUGGUAUCCGGCGGAAACAUCUCCUUUUUUGUCCUCAUAAUCAAACUAAAUUAUUCAACCCCUGACCAA
This is a messenger RNA of Lolium rigidum, 1323 nucleotides long. Its product is annotated as NAC domain-containing protein 68-like. Gene Ontology annotation, biological process: regulation of DNA-templated transcription. The transcript is spliced from 3 exons. Gene Ontology annotation, molecular function: DNA binding. The record is from RefSeq and is a predicted model, not a curated record. NCBI's taxonomy places the organism in Eukaryota, Viridiplantae, Streptophyta, Magnoliopsida, Poales, Poaceae. Bases 116 to 1072 code for a protein of 318 amino acids.